Messenger RNA from Spirometra erinaceieuropaei, 2299 nucleotides. The record is from the annotation of a GenBank genome assembly. NCBI's taxonomy places the organism in Eukaryota, Metazoa, Platyhelminthes, Cestoda, Diphyllobothriidea, Diphyllobothriidae.
AUGUUUGGCAUCACUCAGUAUUUCGUUACUCUCCAGGUAUUCCAUUAAAUGUCCUUUGACAAUGCGCUCCAUUAUUUCUGCAAGCUAGACUGACAGGAGGGUGGUUUUCACAGUCAAGUCGUGAACUUCCAUUAUGGAUCGGGAUGAUGAAUGCACGCUUCCAUUCUUUCCGGGAGUUCGCCUUCUUCAAAGGACUCUCGAAAUAUAAUAGAUGGUGGUUCGCACAAUUAGAUAGCAAGUUGUUGAGGUGGUAGUGCAGGAAUUCUAUCCCGGCCAGGCGAUUUGGUAGGCUUCAAUUGGAGUAAUUCGACCCUAAUUAAAGGCUGACGAAAAGUAUGGAUCCCCUAUUGAGGAGGGGAAGUAGGGAGAGGAGGUGGAGGGAGGGGAGAGGAGGAGGAGUCUAUUUAGACGAGCGGUACGCCACUGAUGGCGUCAGUGGUCGGACAUUCUUAGCAGAUAUGGUGAUGCUUAACAGUUCCACAUCCCGUACCGGAUUAUCUAUCUCAGUCAUAGCGGUCAGUUUGCAAGUGAAAUAAAUCAUGACUCCUCCUCCUGGGCUUGGUCUACCACUCCUGAAUGUAUGAUAUCCUCUGAGUGAUAUUUCCGAAUCAAAAAUAUCCUCAGCAAGCCACGUUUCGGUGAAAGUCAUGAUGUCUGUUUUAAUUUCAUCAACUAAUUCUCUUAGUUCGUCUAGUUUGUUGAACAGGCUUUUUGCAUUUGCAGAAAUAACCUUCAGUGACUGUUUCAUUAGGGAGACCCAGCCUUCAAUGUGACAGGUUUUGACCACAGUAAAGACUCCUUGGUCUGGAUUAUUUGGCCUUUUUGAUUUUUAGCCCUUUCUCUCCUCUGCCAAUUCUCUCACUCUAUUCACUUCUUAGGUCCCUCAUUUUCAGCCUUUACCUAGGUUCGUAGUCCGGCUGAAAAAACACUUCUUUGUGCCGGCUAGUCUGUAACGCCGCCAAAAGAGAUUUCUUUUGGUGGGGCUCGGAAACGCUGUCCUGAUUGGUCAACAAAUUAUCACCUUCGUACUUUUAUUGAUUUCAGCAGGCGUGGUACUGCUUGCGGUUACCUCCAAUUUGAGGUGCUUCGCGCACUGCUGUGAUUGUAAUUCACAAUUAGCUUAGGGUUCGAUUAUGCAGUUAGGAUUUAAGGUUUGGGGUUUAGGGUGGGGCUUUGGAUUUAUGGUUAAGGUUUAGUGUCAGGGUUUAACGUUAGUGUUUAGGUUUAGGGGGCCAUUCGGCACCCACUUCCUACAACCUGCAUCUACAGCUUACGUCCGAUUGGUCACAUUCUUAGACGGUUCAUUUUCAAUGGCCUUGACAGACCCGCCACACUUAUUCUUCCUGGAAUUGGUUUAACUGGUUACCUUCAGUGAACUUUUGUAUUGUGCGAUGCUUGUACAUAUAAUACCUGCCCAUUUCUCCUUGUUUUUGCACAUUCUGCAUUAUUUUCCCGCUUCCAUAUUGGACGCGCCUCGGUUUCCGCAUUUCCCAGCACGACCGCCUCUUAUUUAAAGAGGCCUGAUCUUUUGAAUCCAUCCACUUUGGACGGUUUGCAAUUGUCCUUAUCCUGAGAGGGCAGUUUAGGUAAACAAUCCUUUUCACUAAGGAACUGUAAGCAAUCCAGUGGUCAUUUUCUCCGCCACGAAGUUCGGUUCACCAUGAUACAUCUAACGCUUCAUUUUCAAUGAGUGGGUAGUCCGCCUUCCAAAUGUUUCUUUCCCACCGAUGAGGCAAAGUUGGUUUGGAAACCAGUGAGUACUCGAAGUACAGCCCAAUACGAUCGCUUGACCGUAAUGCCGGUCAAUCCUGCAGGUCUAGCACAUGUUCAUCCCCUCGGAUAAACAUCAGGUCACGGCAGUUCGACUGUUGUCAUUCUCUGGUCCCACACGUCUCUAGCACCUGGCAUAGUGCGUUAAAAGCCCUGACUUGGAAGGUUGCCAAAUGAGGGGAUAACUCAGACCUCACAGACAGCCCAGUGUGUGUUUGGGUGGAGUGGCCGACUGGUGGACUGACAGGCUGACUGAAAUGGCCCCUUCUUAACGUUGUAGCAGCCACUCCAGUCCUCCCCUUCUCCGGCACCGUUUUAUCGGUCGAUCGCCGUGACAACCGUUGACAGGCUGUUGACGCACGGCCACCCCACGCCGUCUAGAGCUGAGGCACCCACUCUCCACCUGCCCUCACAAAACUUUCUUCACCUCACGCCCCUCGGACGGUCUGGCUUGAUACCCGCCCAACCACAUGAUCGACACUCAGCCAGUCACUCCCUCCUGCUGAAACAGACAUGCAAUGCCGCGUAA